AUGCGAUCACGCCGUCGGUCGGAUCGCCAGCGCACGUCCCACAUCAGCAGGCAGCUGAUGUGGCUGGCCUGUGCUCUGGCACUCCUAAAGUAUUCCGGGUGCGCCUAUACCAGUGGCGUGGCGCGUCGAGGCCUGCUUUUGAACCUGGGCCUCUUGCUGCCUCUGCCGGCUCGAGCAGCCUUUCCAAAUGCGUUACCAGAGGUUGCCAAGUACCCCGACAAGAGAUCUCCAGGCAACAAGCCAGAUGAUCUUGGGUUGCAGCCGCGCACGCUGAAUCGCUUCGGAGACAAAUCCGAUGGUCCGGUGCUGAAGGGAUGUGGCUACGGGCCAAACUGCUUCUCCACCACCGGCGACCCAGAGGACCCCCAGAUCACCACGCUUCUCCAGCCAUGGAAGAUACCAGAUGGCGCCAGCGUCGCUGAUGCCUCUGCGCAGCUGGAAGAGAUUGUCAAGACCUAUCCGCCAGGUCAACAAAAGGUUGAUGGUGGCGGCUUCCAGAUCGUCAAAGCUGGGUCAGAUGGUUAUUUGUAUGCCCAGUUUGAGAGCCUGAAGAAGGGCAAGAUUGACGACACAGAGUUUGCAAUCAAUCAGGACAAGAAUUGUUGUUAG
Messenger RNA from Symbiodinium pilosum, 609 nucleotides. The record is from the annotation of a GenBank genome assembly. NCBI's taxonomy places the organism in Eukaryota, Dinophyceae, Suessiales, Symbiodiniaceae.